AUGGGUGUCCCCAGGGUCUGGAACUGCCACAAGUGUUCCCCAGGGUCUCUGGGGAUUGUCACUGCUGGGUGUGGGGUUGUCAUCCAGUGUCCCCAUGCUCUGGGACCACCAUCACCCCAGGGUGCAGGCACAUCACACAGACAUCCCCAUGCUCCAGGGCCACCAUUGCCCUGGGGUGCAGGUGCAUUGCACAGGUGUCCCCAUGCCCUGAGGCCACCAUCACCCUGGGCAUGGGUGUCACCCGGCGUCCCUGUGUCCUUGCAGCUGUCAGCCAAGGAGCUGCCACGGGGGAAAGGGAAGCAGUAUGUCUUGGUGCAGGCCCGCUUCCCCCAGGCCACCCUGGAGAAAGUGCUGCUAGUGUCACCCCAGAGUGGCCACAUCUUCGUGCAGACUGACAAGCCCAUCUACACCCCUGGCUCCACAGUGCUCUGCCGCCUCUUUGCCCUGGGCCACCACAUGGAUCCCAUUCCCAAGACGAUCAUUGUGGAGAUCAAGACUGCUGAGGGCAUAAUUGUCAAGCAAACGCCUGUCUCCUCGCCCAAGAAGACAGGCAUCUUCUCCCUCAACCACAACCUGCCUGAGGUUGUCAGCCUGGGGACAUGGACAGUGUUGGCCAAAUUUGAAGACUCACCAGAGCAGGUCUUCAGCACCCAAUUUGACGUCAAGGAGUAUGUGCUGCCAAGCUUCGAGGUCAUCCUGGAUCCAGAGGAGAAAUUCCUCUACAUCGAUCGGCAGGAGGAUUUCCACGUGUCCAUCACGGCAAAGUACCUCUAUGGGAAGCGCCUGCACGGCACGGCCUUUGUCCUCUUCGGCGUGAUGGUGGAUGAUGAAAGGAAGAGCAUCCCGCAGUCCCUGCAGAGGGUGCAGAUCACCGAUGGGGACGGGGAAGCCGCGUUGCCCAUGGCCAUGCUGCGGCAACGCUUCAUCAACCCCCAGGAGCUGGUGGGCCACUCACUCUACGUCUCCGUCACUGUUCUCACCGAGUCUGGCAGUGACAUGGUUGAAGCGCAGCACCCGGGCAUCCACAUCGUGACGUCCCCGUACCAGAUCCACUUCACCCGCACACCCAAGUACUUCAAGCCAGGGAUGCCCUUCGAGCUCAUGGUCUACGUCACCAACCCUGAUGAGUCACCAGCUGCGCGCAUCCCCGUCAAAGCCGAUGGCUUCCAGGGCCUCGUGUCCACGCAGAACGAUGGCACUGCCAAGCUCAUCCUUAACAUGCCGGCCAACAAGGCCACCGUUCCAAUCACCGUGCGGACGGUGCAGCCAGGGCUGCCUGAGGGACGCCAGGCCAGCCGCAGCAUGCAAGCCGAGGCGUACCACAGCCAGGGCAACUCCAACAACUUCCUCCACCUGGCUGUGACGGCCACCGAGCUGCAGCCCGGCGACAACCUCCCUGUGAACUUCCACCUCAAGAGCAACAACCCCGCUGUCAACAAUGGCGUCACCUAUUUCACCUACAUCAUCCUGAGCAAGGGGUACAUUGUGCGUGUGGGACGGCAGCGGCGCGAGGCCGGCCAGAGCCUUGUCACCAUGUCGCUGCCCGUGACGGCCAACCUCAUCCCCUCCUUCCGUAUCGUGGCCUACUACCACGUGACGCCAGGGGAGAUCGUUGCCGACUCUGUCUGGGUCGACGUCAAGGACACCUGCAUGGGCACUCUGGUGGUGAAGGGAGCCACAGAGGCGGACAACAGAGUGCACGAGCCAGGGACGCCCAUGCGGCUCAGCAUCGAGGGUGACCACAAGGCCCACGUGGGGCUGGUGGCUGUGGACAAGGGUGUCUUCGUCCUCAACAAGAAGCACAAAUUGACGCAGUCCAAGGUGUGGAACACAGUAGAGCAGAGUGACAUCGGCUGCACUCCAGGCAGUGGGAAGGACAAUGUGGGGGUCUUUGCUGACGCUGGCUUGAGCCUGACCACCAACAUGAAGAUCAAUACACCGCAGCGAGCGGAGGUCCAGUGCCCGAAGCCAGCAAGACGCAGGCGCAGCUCCUUGCAGCUCAUCGAGUACAAGGGCAACAAAGCGGCCGAGUACGAGGAUGGGCAGCUACGGAAGUGCUGUGAGGAUGGCAUGCAGGAGAACCCCAUGGGCCACAGCUGUGAGAAGCGGGCCACCUACAUCCUGGAGGGCAGUGCCUGUGUCAAGGCCUUCCUUAACUGCUGCAACUACAUCAAGACCAUCCGCGAGCAGAAGCAGCGUGACUUGCACCUAGAGCUGGCCCGAAGCGAGGCAGACGACCGCUUCUUGGCCGACGAGGACAUCACCUCACGGACCCUAUUCCCCGAGAGCUGGCUCUGGCAGGUGGAGCAGCUGAUAGAGCCGCCCAAUGAGCUCGGCAUCUCCACGAAGACACUGCCCAUAUACCUGAAGGACUCCAUCACCACCUGGGAGGUCCUGGCUGUCAGCCUCUCUGAGACCAAGGGGCUCUGUGUGGCCAACUCCUACGAGAUCACAGUGAUGAAGGAGUUCUUCAUCGACCUGCGCCUACCCUACUCGGUGGUGAGGAAUGAGCAGGUGGAGAUCCGCGCCAUCCUCUACAACUACUGGGAGCAUGACAUCAAGGUGCGCGUGGAGCUCAUGCAUAACCCGGCCAUCUGCAGCGCCUCCUCCUCCAAGACCCGCUACCAGCAGAUCUUUGUCCUGAAAGCCCAGUCGUCGCGGGUCGUACCCUUCAUCCUCAUACCCUUGCAGCUGGGGCUGCACGACGUCGAGGUCAAGGCAGCCGUGUGGGGCAGCUUCGUGGCUGAUGGUGUAAAGAAGAAGCUCAAAGUUGUGGCUGAAGGGAUGAGACUGGAGAAGACGGUGAAGAUAGUUGAGCUGGACCCAAAGGCACGGGGAAUCAAUGGCGUGCAGGAAGAGAAGGUCUCAGCAGCAAAUAUCUCUGACAUUGUCCCCAACACCGAGUCGGAGACCAAAGUCAGCAUCCAAGGCAACCCUGUGUCCAUCAUUGUGGAGAAAGCCAUCGAUGGGGCCAACCUCAAGCACCUCAUCACGACGCCAUCAGGCUGCGGCGAGCAGAACAUGAUCGGCAUGACGCCCUCUGUCAUCGCCACCCACUACCUGGACAGCACAGAGCAGUGGGAGACAAUUGGUGUUGACCGCCGCGCUGAGGCCAUUGCCUUGAUUAAAAAGGGCUACACCCAGCAACUGGCUUUCCGGAAAAACGACAACUCCUAUGCUGCCUUCAACAACCGGCCAUCAAGCACCUGGUUGACGGCAUAUGUGGCCAAGGUCUUUGCCAUGGCCAUCAAGCUGGUGGACAUUGAGCCUGAGGUGGUGUGUGGGGCCAUCAAAUGGCUCAUCCUGGAGAAGCAGAAGCCAGAUGGGAUUUUCCAGGAGGAUGCUCCUACCAUCCACAAGGAGAUGGUGGGAGGAUAUCAGGGCGCUGAGCCCGAGGUGUCGCUGACGGCCUUCGUCCUCAUCGCACUGCAGGAAGCCCGGGACAUCUGCAAGGACCGUGUCAAUAGCUUGGACGGGAGCAUCAUGAAAGCCUCCGAAUACCUGGCACGGCGGUACCAGUCAUUGGCCAGGCCCUACACGGUGGCCCUGGCCUCCUACGCCCUGGCCCUAGCAGGGAAGCUCAACAGCGAGAAGGUUCUCAUGAAAGUCUCCAAAGAGGGCAACCGCUGGGAGGAACGCAACGCCCACACCUACAACAUUGAGGGCACGUCCUAUGCGCUGUUGGCCCUGCUGCGCAUGGAGAAGACGGAGCUCACGGGGCCUGUAGUCCGCUGGCUCGCCAAGCAGAACUACUUUGGCGGUGGAUACGGCUCCACGCAGGCCACCAUCAUGGUAUUCCAAGCUCUGGCCCAGUACCAGAUGUCCAUGCCACGUGAGCAAGAGCUCAACCUUGACGUGUCACUGCUGCUGCCUCGGCGUGCCAGCCCCAUCAAGUACCGCAUCGAGAACCGCAACGCUCUGGUGGCCCGCUCUGCUGAGACCAAGUGGAAUGAGGACUUCACAGUGAAAGCUGAGGGAGCAGGCAAGGGGACGAUGACAGUGGUGACCGUCUACAAUGCCAGGGUCCCUGAAAAGGACAACAAGUGUGACAGCUUUAACCUGAGGGUACAAGUGGAUGAUGUGAAGACAGGCAAACAACAGGAAGGGGUCAUCCGGUCCGUCAAGAUCACCAUCUGCAUGAGGUAUCUGGAUAAUGUGGAUGCCACCAUGUCCAUCCUCGACGUCUCCAUGCUAACAGGCUUCAACCCUGAUCUCGAAGACCUGAAACGGCUCUCUCAGGGAGUGGACAGGUACAUCUCCAAGUAUGAGAUCGACAAGGCGCCCUCAGACCGCGGCAACCUCAUCAUCUACCUCGACAAGGUGUCCCACCGGGAGGAGGAGUGUCUCACCUUCAAGGCCCACCAGGUUUUCCAGGUGGGGCUGAUCCAGCCCGCGGCCAUCACAAUCUACAGCUACUACAAGAUUGAUGAUCGCUGUACCCGUUUCUACCACCCGGACAAGAACAAGGGGCAGCUGAGCAAGAUCUGCCAUGGGGAUGUGUGCCGCUGCGCUGAAGAAAACUGCUUCGUGCAGCACAAGAAGGACCUCGCCGUCACUGUCAACAAGCGGAUCGAAGAUGCCUGUGAGCCAGGAAUUGACUACGUGUACAAGGCAAGGCUGGUGGAGGUGAAGCAGUUGCCGGCCUACGACAGCUACGUCAUGACCAUCCUCUCUGUCAUCAAGAUGGGCACUGAUGAGGACCCGGCCGGGAGCAACCGGACCUUUGUGAGCCACCAGCAGUGUCGGGACGCACUGCGGCUCGAGUCGGGCAAGGACUACCUCAUCUGGGGGCUCAGCACCGACCUCUGGAGCACCGGUGCCCAGUAAGGAUGUGGGACAUCACGGGGACAAGGGGAUG
Messenger RNA from Struthio camelus australis, 4858 nucleotides. The record is from RefSeq and is a predicted model, not a curated record. Lineage: Eukaryota; Metazoa; Chordata; Aves; Struthioniformes; Struthionidae.